Micropterus dolomieu (smallmouth bass) is the source of this 471-nucleotide messenger RNA. RefSeq names its product succinate dehydrogenase complex assembly factor 4 (gene sdhaf4). The coding region runs from base 108 to 407 and encodes 99 amino acids. Lineage: Eukaryota; Metazoa; Chordata; Actinopteri; Centrarchiformes; Centrarchidae. The record is from RefSeq and is a predicted model, not a curated record. The transcript has 2 exons.
UGAUGAAAAACGCGUAAACGAAGCUCGACACACAACAACAACAUCGUUGUGUAAGUGUCCGAGCAAAGCGGAGAGAAAGUCGCUGUGUUCUCUAAUCAGUUCCAGACAUGGCCCUUGUGCGGUUAUGUGCCUCACUCAGCAGACACGCGCCGGCUGUGGAGUCUGUCUUUAAGGUGUCAGGGUGUUCACGGGCUGCCAGCGGAGCGGCGAAGGACAAGGAGCCGCUGAAGAAAUCCAAGACCCCGCAGGGUCUGUUUGACAGCCCCGAGGAGAAGAGCAAAGAUGUUCUGGAAAGUGAGAAUGGCGCAGGCGACUUUUCCUCUGACCAGGGCUGCGAUCCGGCGAUGGGAGAUGAAAAGCAAAAGCUGACUGGAUCAAACGGAGCACAUUGCAAAGCGGGAGACUAAUCAUCUGUGUAGUCAGCGUGUCAGCAUUACAAUAAAACCUCUGCUGUUAGGCAUUCACAGAAUA